AUGGCUCGUGGCGAUCAUCAAAACAAUAAUGAUGAUUUCAUGGAUCCACCACAGCGUAAUCGAGCAACUGGACGGAUAAAAGAGGGUGAUGAGAAGAAGAAACAUAUUCGCAACAGACCCUCCCAAGAACGUCUGACUGCGUUGACUGACAAAUUCACCGACGAUCAUAAGGGGGCUGUGGCUGAGAUGGGUAUGCAGUCUAUGAUGGUUGUCCGGUGCACGAACCUUGUCAACCCUGUAUGCGACUGGCUUGCUGAGAUCUACGAGCCCGCCUCCAGGGAGUUCGUGAUUCCGGGACGUGGAAGACCUCCGUUGAACGAGGAAUCCGUGUUCUGCACUUUGGGUGUGCCUCGUGGACAUAUCAAAGUCCCGUACGAGGUCAACAAUGAGAUCGAGGAAGCGCUGUUCCCCCGUUUGUUUCCUGGGUCGGAAUCCAUGCCGAACACGUCUGCAGUGGCAGAUUCGCUGCAGGGCAUGACGACGCAUGGAGAUGUUUUCAAGAUGAAGCUACUCAUGUACCUCAUCUCAGCUGUUUUCGCGCCGACCACCUCUCUUCGCCCAAGCAACAAAUGCUUCCCCAUCUUGGUGAAUGAUCCAUCUUUACUACUUUAUUUUCCUUCAAUCUUUGGCUCCGAUGUCAUAUGUAAAGCGGAUCUGAAAAAUGUGAAGAACAUGAAUUGGUACAAGUUUAUUGUUGACUUCCUCCACGAUGCAUUCUCAAGCAAGAUGUACGAAAAGGGUUGUCGUCUGCAUUUAAUGCUCAUGUAUGUCGACUGUCUUGAUCUGUCCAUCGUGGAUUUCACUGGGGUAGGAGGCCCGCCGCCUACGCACAAGUUCGCUGUGUCUGCAUGGACUAUCAACGCUGUCAAGACUGUGCUUGCCGCAGACAGGGUAACUGAUACCAAAUAUGGAAAACUGCAGCUGAUGGCCAAGCAUGCUAUAGACUACAGCGUGUUUGGGGGGCCUCAAAACUUUGGAAAGUGGAUGGAUGUGCACUCAGCUCCGUCUUGCCCUACUGAGGCGAGGGCUCCUGUUGAGCAUAUAAUUGGGCAGUUUGCAUCCAGAAUGACCGGCUUGCUCGGGAAGUUGGUUGAGGGGUGGACGUCUCACAGUGGCUCUGACAGUGACGCGGUUGCGAGGCAGUUCACUUCAUUUGUCCCAGAACAUACACAUCGGCCAACCGGUUGCCGUGGCCGGUAUGACUACAACAGUUCACAAGAGCCCAGUGACACACAAGAUGAUCUAGAUGGAGACGCUGGCCUCAGCAAGGAUGACGAUGAUGACAUGGAGAACGUGCAACAGGACACCAGCGAUGAUGAACAUGCUGAAGUUCGCGCAGGUGGUAACAAGGACAAGGAUGCAACAUAUGUCCCCCCACCGGAGAAAGUCAAAGAACAUACGGUUGCGAGAGGUGAGGGGGUGUUGCCAUCAAGGAGGGGAGGGCUCCAGGAGAUGUUGGGCAGGGUUCUCGUGGCAAGAGGUCUAGGACCGAUCCCGUAG
This is a messenger RNA of Triticum turgidum subsp. durum (durum wheat), 1500 nucleotides long. NCBI's taxonomy places the organism in Eukaryota, Viridiplantae, Streptophyta, Magnoliopsida, Poales, Poaceae. The record is from the annotation of a GenBank genome assembly.